Messenger RNA from Rotaria sordida, 1251 nucleotides. Lineage: Eukaryota; Metazoa; Rotifera; Eurotatoria; Philodinida; Philodinidae. The record is from the annotation of a GenBank genome assembly.
AUGGGGGACGAUAUUGAUGAUUUCAUUCAAACUUCAACUUUACAUCUUCCUCAAGCAGAAACACCGACACAGGUCAAUAACGAUCCUCUGUUUUCUUACAUAAAAAACUUCUUACGCGAUCCUACAGCUACUACGUUUGAUAUACGAUCAUUCAAUAAUACUGGUGGUGUUAAUAGAAAUACUUCUCAUGCUACACUCAGUCCAUCUAUUGAUCUCACAAAUGAAAAUCAAAUAUUAAGUGAAGAACAAGUGCCACAUACUAAACUGAUAACACAAUUUGAUUGUUCACAAUUUGUGAAAAUUCAAAUUAUUACUCAUCCACGUAUAAAAUUUCGUCCACGAACUGAAAAAGAAAGCAAAGAAUCAUCACAUUUUUUACGAUGUGAAGAUAAUAUUGCACCAGCAUAUCCAACUAUUUAUAUUCCUCAAAUAUGGGCUAAGGAAGACAAUUUUAUUCAAGUAACUCUAGUUGGAAUUGAUAAACAACCUCAUCCAUAUACUAUUGAUAAUAAAGAAUGUAAUAUAUCACCAUUAAUUUUAAAACUAAAUGAAUCGCAUUCAUUAUAUUUUCAUGUGACUAAAGAAGAUUACGAUAACGGCGAAAAGAGUUUUUUAAUUGAAUAUAUUAAAAGUAAGCAAGAUGAUGUAAUAACAAAACAAUUAAUACAAACUCGACAACUUUAUCAAUCAAUGCUUCGUUUUACACGUUUUUAUUUAACUGCAGAUGGUUCAUAUCAACCAGAUGAAGCUAGUAUUGAAUAUUCUUCUAUUAUGACUGAACACUAUGGUGACUUUACUAUUGAAGAUAUAUUUCCAUUAUAUGGACCAUUAUGUGGAAAUCAAAAAGUUUGUAUCGAAUUGAAAGGUCCAAUUACAAAAAAUUUCAAAACUAAUCUUACUAUUACUAUAACGUGCAAUGAAAUUAACUGGUCAUAUCAAGUUGAUAAUAUAAGAAAAAGUGGAAGUAAUUUGAUGUUUCUUAUGCCAUCAUUUCCUCAUCCAAAUAUAAAUCGUGCUAAAGUUAGCAUUAUUAUUGAAUACAAACAGGACAUAAUUCAUCAAUCCAAUUAUAUAUAUACAAAAAAAUUAGAUGAAGAAUUAGUUGAAAAUAAUUGGAAUCAAUCAAAUUCAAUGGUUGCUGUUGGAUCUUCAUUAUCAAAUAAUUGUGGUAAAAUACCUGGUGCAUUUCCUAUUUGGUCUUCUACUGAAACGACAUGUGAAAACCAUGGUGCAAAACGCUUUAAAAAAUAA